Messenger RNA from Echinostoma caproni, 525 nucleotides. NCBI's taxonomy places the organism in Eukaryota, Metazoa, Platyhelminthes, Trematoda, Plagiorchiida, Echinostomatidae. The record is from the annotation of a GenBank genome assembly.
AUGACAGAUUUUUCGGACGUUGUUGUUGUUAGCUCGGAAGAAGAGUCAGAUUCAAAGCUAGCGGGAAGCGAACGAUCCAACUCCGAAGCAGCUGGACCGUUCAAACGGUUGAAUGUCCUUUUACGUGCUGGGCACAACGAUCCUAGGAUGCUACUUGUCCGCCUAUUUGGGAUCGAGGAGAGCUCUUUACCUAACGAUCCACUGCAACUCUGGGGAUUACUGCUCACUUUAUUAGCUGAACCAACUCCCCGCCGUCGAUUGCGUCGCAUAAACACGCUUGAUAAAGUGAUAGAAUUGUUGAAUACUUGCAAAUCAAUCCUGGUUGUCACUGGGGCUGGAAUUUCUGUUUCAUGCGGCAUCCCUGACUUCCGUUCACGUGAUGGUGUUUAUGCUCGUCUUUCUAAAGACUAUCCCGAUCUAUCCAGUCCACAAGCAAUGUUCGAUAUGGCUUAUUUUGUACAGAAUCCGUCUCCAUUUUUCAAGUUUGCUAAAGUGAGUUUUUUUUUUAUAGAUACUCUUUCAUAA